AAAGUACUCAGGCGGCUAGUUGCCUGUCUAGUCUAUCCCUGUCAACAAUACUGCAACCUGAGACGGGAUAGCCAGCCAGCCAGUUGGCUAGCUAAGUAAACCAGCUAAGUUAGCUGCUCUGCUAACCAACUGUCACGACUCGUAAUUUUUCCCUUAAGUUGGCGGGAUACACUGUGUUAGAAGUUGUUUCGACAAGCGUGGAGGGAAAGCUGACUUUACGGUUUGGCUCUUUCGACUCCUUCCUCCCGUGUGAUAUGACAUCACGACUCGGUUACAAGAGAAGCUCGAGCUCAACAGCAGACGGUUGACAUCUGGUCAGGUGCCGUUCAAAAGGAUGGCUGCUCAGGUGGAGGUUCACACUACGGAGGUAGGAAGGACAGUAGCAGGAGGACGACAUCACCUGACUCCCCUCACAGACUCCAGCAAUAAGAGCCUCAUUGACAUCCCGUCUGUCAAUCAGCCGCAUGUCAUCGCAGCUGAACCAAACAAACCUGCCCCAAGCGCCAAGCCACGGCUUACUCCCAAACCUUUUUCUGUGGAGAAAAAUCCUACAAUUAAGCCCAUACUCGCCCCAAAGCCUCAAACCAAACCCCGACCUGAGUCCACUCGCCUUGUUGGAUACAAACCAGAGUUUCCAAGCAAUCCAAAACCACAGCAGCCGGUUUCCAGCAGCAAACCCAGACCACUUUUAACCAACCCCAACCGUCCUGCCUCUACCUCCUUUCGAUCACCCACUAAGUUGAACACUGGACAGACAACAAAGCCAGUAGCCCAGCCAUUUAAACCAGCUCCUCCUCAUGACACUGGAGACCCUAACAGACCCACCCCUCCUCCUGUGCCAGCACAGAGGCAGAAACCCUCAGCAUCAAGCUUGGCCUACUCAAAGAGCUUUAAAAAACUUCCAGCAGCAGAGUGGUCUGGAACCACUAAAAAAGAAGAUGAAAAAGGCCACGAUGCACAAGGUAAAGUUGGUACCUCCCUUACUAGAGCAAAGUCCAUGGGCUUUCUUCUUGAUGCAGGGCAAGAAAAUGAAGGAAAAGAAAAGGCUCAGCCUGAAACACCUGUGCCUCUGCGACCACAUCCUAGAGGCACCAAGCCCAGACCUGUAUCAGCCAUUUUCCCCGGCAGUCCAACAAAGAUGGAGAACCCGGUUCCUGCUCCUCGCUGGGCUGGGAGACGACCCCUUUCAGCUGAUCUCACUUCCAAAUUUGAGUCUAUUGGUCUUUCACUGCACCGCAAAGUUCCUGAAGCAAAUACAGUAGACAACACUCCAGAGGGAAAAGCACUACCACAAAGCAAAGAGGAAGAUAAAACCUUUAUGAGUACCACACCACAAAGUACUGAUGAUGUAUGUAAUCCCAUCCUCUCAGACCAAAGCAACAAAAACAAAGAAGAAAUGGCUGGGAAAGAGACCGAUGAAGACAAGCGCAGGGUUAGCGUCAAGUCGCGAAUAAGUCUUUUGCUCGAUUUGCCGUCUUCUCCUGGGGUAGCUGCCACCGGCCAUGGUUCAGAUCUUCACUCUCCAUUGCAGCCAACCCCUGAAGGUGAACCAGCAGUGGGUGUUAAACAGCUCAUCAAGCAGCUGACAGAGGACACAACACCGACUCAGAGCCCUGUCCUUAAACCAGCACUGAAGCCCCGUCCCUUGCCCCUUGACCUAACCAAAAGGUUUUCAGCUGAGAGGUCACCUGACCCUGUUUCCCUCACUGAGACAGAGGACCAUCAUUACAUCAGCAAAGAUCCUCAGAAGAGGGCUGAAGAGUCGGCUAUCACUCCCAGUGACCAGAAGACAUUUUUGGAUUUAAAAGAUUCCCAAGAGCAGCUCAAAAAGGUCUCCACGCCUGAAGGGCCUGAAGCAGGACAGACGUUUGGUGCUGUUUCCAAGGAAAUUGGUGCAGGCAGUGGAGUCCAAACGGUGCGAGCAUCCUUGUUUGAUAAUGUCGUGGAGAGGCACAGCGUGGUGUUGAUGGAUGAUGGCUCAUCUGUUGACACGGCCAAGGAUUUGCUCAGCAGCACGUCUCCAUUUGAUAGAACAGUUACUGAAAAUAACGGGGCUCCAGUCACAGCUAACUACAGCCAGCCUUUAUCGCCAUCAUGUCUUCAGCCCGUAUUACAUGCCUUUGACACAGUGCAGGCUGUCGAAGAGAGUCGGGCAGUGAGUGAGAGCGUCCCAUCAGCUCAGUGGGAGGAUAAGGCCAUGACCCUCCGUUCCAGACGCUCAGAAGGGAGCAGGCCUCUACCAGAAUGGACCAGUCCUGCACAAGAACAGCCACCUUUGGCACCUUUGAUGCCUCAAACACAGCCACGAUAUCUGAGGAUAGGAGCCUUACAGAAGUGGACAACUUCAGGUCUCGACCAAGACGUAGAUAUGGAAACGGGGAUGCUAAAGGAAUCACAAAGGGAGGGACAAGUGACUUUAGAUAAAGACAAGGAGAGACAAAGAGUGGCAGAACAAGAAGAAGUGGCGGCAGCACCUAAACGCUUGAAGAUGCUGCAGGCAGACGAAAUGGCAAAACCCAAGGCAACCUACUUUGCUUUAACCGGACAAAUACAGGAGCCAGUUUCUCUCGGGGGUGCAGGGACAAACACUGGGGACAUGACUAGCCCCUCUGAUGAUUUCUUAGGGAUUUCUCUCCUGAGUGGCCCUCAAGGGAAGAGUCUUCCAGUAAGGGGGAGCCAGUCUUUAAAUGAUGAUCCUUUUGGAAAAACAACUCCAUCGCAAGAGCAAGUUGAAGAUUUGAUGAUAAGAAGCCACAAGUCACCCAGGGAGAGCAGUUUAGCCUUAGAUGGACAGAGUAAAGAGGAAAGGCUAGAAGCUGAAAAGAAAAGGGAGCAAAGGAAGGAGAAAGAAAGGCACAGGACUAAGAUAAAAGAAAUUGAAAGGGAAAAACAGACACAGCUGGAAAUGGAGAAACUAGCACAUUUAGAAUUUACACGAAUGAAGGAGAGGGAGAUGCAAAGAGAAUUUGAAAGGCAAAGACAGAAGUCAUUUGAAAAGGAGAAACAAGAAUUUGAGGAGAAACAGCGUGCCCUGGAAAGGCAGAAACAGACUGAGCUUGAGAAAGUGCAAGAAUUGGAGGAGAAACAGAGACUUGAAAGAGAGAAGCAGAGGAAACUUGAGAAAGAAAAAAGGCGAGAACUAGAGAGACAAAGGGAGAGAGAGCAACACCAAAAACAAAAGGAGGAAGCGCGGCUAAAACAGUUAGAGAGACUGCAGCUCUUAGACCUUCAAAGACAGAAGCAGAAAGAAAAGGAAAUCCAGCAGCUAAAAGAAAAAAAGGAAAAAGAAGAGGCAGACAAGAUGAGACAGAUCGCAUUAGAGCAAGAAAUGUUAAGAGUAAAAGAGCUUGAAAAAGAGCGGGAAAGAGAAAAGGAGAUGGAGAAGGAGCGUCAGAAAGAGAUACAGAGGGAGCUGGAGAAACGGAGACAACAAGAUUUAGAAAGGGAGAGACAGAGGCAGCUAGACAUUGAGCAACAGGAACUGGAGAAGGAAAGGAAGAGGAAGGAGGAUGUAGAGAGACUUAAAGAGCUGGAGAGAUUACAGCUCUUGGAGUUUGAAAAGCAAAAACAGGCAGAGAGGGAGAGACAACAAAUUCAGGAGCUCGAAAAACAGAGGCAACUAGACAUUGAGCGACAGAAAUUAGAAAACCAGAGGCUGAGACAACAGGAACUGGAGAAGGAAAGGAAGAGGAAGGAGGAUGUAGAGAGACUUAAAGAGCUUGAGAGAUUACAGCUCUUGGAGUUUGAAAAGCAAAAACAGGCAGAGAGUAAGACACAACAAAUUCAGGAGCUCGAAAAACAGAGGCAACUAGACAUUGAGCGACAGAAAUUAGAAAACCAGAGGCUGAGACAACAGGAACUGGAGAAGGAAAGGAAGAGGAAGGAGGAUGUAGACAGACUUAAAGAGCUUGAGAGAUUACAGCUCCUGGAGUUUGAAAAGCAAAAGCAGGUAGAGAGGGAAAGACAACAAUUUCAGGAGCUUGAGAAACAGAGGCAACUAGACAUUGAGCGACAGGAAUUAGAAAACCAGAGGCUGAGACAACAGGAACUGGAGAAGGAAAGGAAGAGGAAGGAGGAUGUUGAGAGACUUAAAGAGCUGGAGAGAUUACAGCUCCUGGAGUUUGAAAAGCAAAAACAGGCAGAGAGGGAGAGACAACAAAUUCAGGAGCUCGAAAAACAGAGGCAACUAGACAUUGAGCGACAGAAAUUAGAAAACCAGAGGCUGAGACAACAGGAACUGGAGAAGGAAAGGAAGAGGAAGGAGGAUGUUGAGAGACUUAAAGAGCUUGAGAGAUUACAGCUCUUGGAGUACGAAAAGCAAAAGCAGGCAGAGAGGGAAAGACAACAAAUUGCGGAGUUUGAGAAACACAGACUGAGGGAAAAGAUGGAAAGGGAGGAGGCAGAACGGAUGCGAGUCAUAGCCAAGCAACAAGAAGCAGAGAGACAGCGACUAAAAGAGAAGCAGAAAAAAGAGGAGCAAGAGAGGCUAAAGUUGGAGCCAUCACCUCUGAAACCCAAAGUUCUUGAUCUGGACUCUGUGCUCAGAAAUGAACCAAUGUCUAAGUCUACUUCUCAACGCAGCGAUGCUGCAACCCGCUGGAAGGAGCCUUACAAGCCUACCAUUCUUGACAUAGACUCCUUUACAUCUCAAGCUCAGCUCUCCUCUAAUAAUGACUUGUUUCCUUCAUUGGGAAUGCAGGGACUAAAUGCUGACUUUGGGGGUAAAUUACAGCCUACACCUGAAAGUGACUUUAGCUGGAAGAUACCACCACAGACUUCAGUAGGUUUCUCAAACCCAGUAUGGACGACGCCUCCUCAGGACCCCUGGGAGCUGCAGUCAGUUGAGAUGUCUGUGGACCAGCCUAAGACUGAAUCUAGAAAACACGCCAACAAACACAGUCCAGAACAGCUCCUUCUCGAUCAUGGGGAACGCAUCCCAACUCGACAAAGGCCUUGGUCUGCUUUCCUGGAUGAGUCACCCCCUUUGGGCCCUUUUCCUGGUUCAGAGGUUAAACGUGUGAACUCCCCAGGUGGACUCCCCACCAUCACUCCUGCAGAGCAGAUCUGGUUGCCUAGAGAGCUACAGCCACAGAAGAUCAGGGGAGAAGCACAGGGCCAGAGGAGAUCACAGGGGUCCAAGGAGUUGAACAGGUUGCGGUCUCGGAGUGUGUCACGACGAUCGGCUCCUGCAGGUAGUGCCAUGGAUGGAAGCCUUUCCAGGAUGAGGAGUCGCAGCGCCCACAGAGAACAGGACCUGCAGAGCAGGGUACAGCAGAAGCAAAGUGUCAGUGGUGAAGAGGAGGGGAAGGGCUCAGAAACACCAGUCCGUGAGACUGACAGCCAGUAUGGGACCUGGGAGACGGGACUACGCACUGAUGAUAGUCUGACACCUGCGACUCCCAGCUCAGAAAGCAAUCUCAGUCCUUCACCGAAGAAGCCCACUCCAGCACACACACCAGGUGAUGUUGCUUCACCAUUUGAAAGCAACACUCUGGAUGGCCUCCCUCCCUCAUCCCCACCUGAGAGCCAGCCGCUCUCUUUCCCUGACGCUCCGACCACCCUGUUAGAUACCAGCGUGCUCCGCUCUAGAGCCCAGCUGGGGAAGAAACGAGCGCCGCGGACACGACCCACCAGGGCUACACGUCAGAGUGCUGCACAAGCAGAGGGGGAGGGAGGAACCACUGAGGACUGGCUCUACAGAGACUCCACAGAGGCAAAGGCUGAGAGUAAAGACGAUGACUCAGACUCUGAGGAGAAGCCCAGAGGAGCUGAUGCUGCACCGGCUGUUGCGUCGCAGCCACAGAGGGUCGCCCUGUUCCCUGGCAUGGACCCUUCAGCUUUAAAGGCACAGCUGAAGAAGAGGGGGGACUCUGACAAUCAAACUGAUGGACCUGCUCCCUCUCCCUCCCAGCUGUCUCGCUCUCCCAAAUCCCCUUUUCUCCCCAGGGCAGCGCGUGUGCUGCCCCCCUCUGGCGGGAAAGAAAAUGGCCAGGAGGAUUCACCCCAGUGGUUGAAAGAGCUGAAAUCCAAGAAACGCCUGAGUCAGUAUGAAAGUGAGAGCUAAGUAAAUAAUAAGGUUGCCUUAACAGAUGAAUCUGUGUGAAACAGAAGCCUUAACGUUUGACCCAGAGAGUAGGAGGAGGUUGAAUCUACAGCUGCUGAUGUUUUUGGUUUUUUUUAAAUUCCCCCACUUCUUCUCUUUUUUUUUUCUCUCUCUCCCUCUCUCUCUUCUCAUCUGGGUCGGUAAAUGUGCAUGGUGCCUUUUUUUGGGGGGAAGUCUCUGUCUGGAAAAAGGAAAAACAAGCAUGGAGGAAAAACAUCAGGCUUCUCUGCUUCGUCCAUUUCAUGCUUGAACCCAGGGGCUCCAAAACGAACUUCACACAAACACUUUAAAGAGGGACCAGGAGGAGUCGGGAAAACGGAGACACAGCACCUCCUUUUCCUGGACAAGCUUCAUCGCAUGCUGGAGGACAAUCCAGCCAGUCCUUUGCAUCAAGUUUCCUUUACUCAGUUAAUGUACAGGCUAGCCAUGUAUGUGUUAUCUGUAGAGGUUGCUGAUUGGAGUCACACAAACUUUGCCAUAGGAUGACAUUUCAGACACUAAUGAUUUCUGCGUAUUGAGAACAAACCUCCACGGUCUUGAUCGUCCAUGGGGGUGCUGCUCAUGUUAGUAUCUGUAAUCAGGAGAUGUUAUAUUUGUAUCCUCAUUGAUUUAACAAAGGUGGAGAACUCAUUUUGGAAAGGAUGUAUCACUACAGCAGAGCUGUUCACUUUGAUACAGUCACACAGCCUAACAGGGGUGCAGUUGCUGCAUACUGUGUAUAUAUUUUUUUGUGAUUUAUCUUUUUGUCAAUGUGUAAGAGGGAUGGGACAAACAGCUUUGUAUCUCUCAAUCAUGCACACUCCUAAUCAGCACAAACACACUCCUCAGUCUUUUAUAAAAACACUAAUCAGCCUGUCAUCCCCUUCCUUGGUAGAUUGUAGCUGCGAGCAUCUGAUUUAAGCCAUACUCACAUACUUCUCGAUCAUGUCCUGACAAUACUUUUUUAAAUUUCCCGGUAUGUGCAAUUUCCCUUUCAUUUUUGUCACUCAUUAUCCAUGCAUGUACAAUCUUUGCUGUCACAUCAGGCUUGGCUCUCGCUGACUGGUUCAGAGGACCUAGAUGUUGACUUACACUACUCCGGGGAAGGGGAUGGUUCAUUCACUACAAUGUAAACAUGUCCUGUAAUGCACCAAACUAAUGUGAACAUUUGAACCUCAUCUCUGUCUUCCUCUCCACAUUUGCCAUCUAACUACUUACUCCACGCUUCAGCAAAGCACUUUGUCACUUGACGCACUACAGCACGAACACCCACCCACCACCACCCCUUCCCCUCUGGUCUCAUCUUCUGUAUCGUCGGCCUGCUCGUGCAAUGCAAGUGAAUGUGUUGAUCGAGACUUCAGAGUGAUUGUCCCUGGUGUGUAUGUACAUGGAUGUUUUACUUUGACAUAAAAUUCAAGGGUUAAUUUUUAUGCCCCUUUUUUUUUUUUUUUUUUUUUUUUUUUUUUAAAUUCAAAAGGAAAGGUCUAUAUUGCACUGUGUUGUACUGGCCAGUGUCAUAAAGUGAAUAAAUUCUUAAUAAAAUAUACUUGACUUGC
Molecule: messenger RNA, 7638 nt
Organism: Oreochromis aureus
Lineage: Eukaryota; Metazoa; Chordata; Actinopteri; Cichliformes; Cichlidae
Product: calponin homology domain-containing protein DDB_G0272472
Exons: 13
Coding region: 335-6064 (1909 amino acids)
Source: RefSeq, a predicted model, not a curated record